AUGAUGAAACGCUAUAAUAUGAAUGAAUUACCUGAGAAGACAACUGAAUUGUAUGAGGAUAUGACUAAGCAUGAAAUUUAUCUUGGAAAUGUAAUAUAUCUUCUUGUUAUUAAUGCAUGUAGUAUGUGUUUAUCGAGGCAGAAAGGUUACUUAAUUCAUGCGAAAAUAAUAGACAAGAAUAAAGACAUAAAAGAUAUUAGAAUUAAUAAUGCAUUAAUUAACAUGUAUGGCAAAUUUGGUGAUAUUGACAAUGCUAGACAAGUAUUUGAUUCGAUGAGUGAGCGUAAUACAGUUACGUAUAAUAGGAUGAUGAAUUGUUAUGGUUUAAAUGGUCAAGGUCAUGAUGCUUUAGAAUUAUAUAGAAAAAUGAGAGAGCAAGAAUUUAGUACACGAGACAGUAAAACGUUCACUGUUUUAUUAAAUGCAUGCAGUCAUUCAAGUGUGGUCGACGAAGCAAGAAAAAUCUUUUUUUCAAUAGAUAAAAGAUAUUGGAAUAAAUUUGUUACAGCAGCAAUGGUUGAUACCUUAGCCCGUUCACAACACUGGGAUGAAGCGCAAUCAAUUAUAGAAAAUUAUGAAAAAACGAAUAAACAUAAUAUUGUUAUGUGGAGUACAUUACUUGGUAUAUCUCGAACAUACAAAAAGGAUAAAAAAGCAAAAGAAAUUUAUGAUAAAAUCAAUGAAAUUGAAAAUAUAACUAAUGAUCAGCUUGCACCUGCUAAUAUUUUACUAGCAAAUACAUAUUCAUCAGCAGGUGAAUACGAUAAAGCUGAAUCUAUUCGACAGAAAAUUAAUAAUGAAAAUAUAAGAAAAAUACCAGGUAUGACAUGUAUAGAAAUAAAUGGUGUUAAUCAUUCAUUUUAUGCUCACGAUAAAUCUCAUUCAAAAUCUAAUGAAAUCUAUGAUGAACUACAUAAAUUACAACAAGAACUAAUUGAUUAUGGUCAUAAGUUUGAUUGUAAUUUAAUAACACGUCGUGUUAAAACAGAGCAUGGUGAAACACCAUUAUCUGUUAUAAUGGGACAUAGUGAAAAAUUGGCUACAGCUUAUGGACUUAUAUCAACUAAACAAAAUGAGUCAUUGUUUAUAGCUAAUAAUUUAAGAAUAUGUUCAGAUUGUCAUGAGGCGAUAAAACUAAUAUCUAGAAUUCAUCAACGUGAAAUAGUCGUUCGAGAUGCUCAACGAUUCCAUAAAUUUGAAAAUGGACAAUGA
Didymodactylos carnosus is the source of this 1212-nucleotide messenger RNA. The record is from the annotation of a GenBank genome assembly. Lineage: Eukaryota; Metazoa; Rotifera; Eurotatoria; Philodinida; Philodinidae.